This is a messenger RNA of Mus caroli (Ryukyu mouse), 1899 nucleotides long. It is a transcript of the gene Crlf2, whose product is annotated as cytokine receptor like factor 2. Lineage: Eukaryota; Metazoa; Chordata; Mammalia; Rodentia; Muridae. Gene Ontology annotation, molecular function: protein binding; cytokine receptor activity. Gene Ontology annotation, cellular component: external side of plasma membrane. Gene Ontology annotation, biological process: cytokine-mediated signaling pathway. The record is from RefSeq and is a predicted model, not a curated record.
CGCUGGCAUCCUCCUGCCUCAGCUACCGCCGUCCCCAGUGUUACAUCUGUGACUGCGAGUCAAGAAUGUGAGGCAGAGUGAUGAAGGCGUUGAGCUGAAGCAGAGACGGAGGCGGGGAGGAUGCCCGCCAGGGGAUGAAGCCCAGUGCACACCUCCCCCUUCUUCCAGGACCCCUGACCCCGCCCCGCCCACCAAGGGGCCCAGACCUGAGCGGCAGCCAGGUCGCGGGUGACGUCACAGGGCCGUUGCCCCAUCCGCCCCGUGGCCUUGACUGACAGAGCUGAGGCAGGGGAAUAACCGCGAGCGCUGACUGACAAACGGCAGGGCAGCGGCCACGCCCACCCCGGCGGGAAGGAAGGGGUGAGGUCAUCGCGGUCGCGGCCCCGCCCGCUCCCGCUCCCCCCAUCCGGGUGAUUGAUGGGAAAUGGAAGCCGGGCCAGGCCCAUGUCGGUGAUUCUCCGCAUCCGUUUAUUGCCGUGGCCCCGCCCGGUCCCCCCACACCCGCCCCCGCCCCCGGCUUCCCGUUUUCGGCUCGAAGCGGCCUGGGCGUCCUCGACUCGGACCGGCUCGGACUGAACCAGCUGUCAAUCACUGCAGCGUCCGCGGCCCCGCCGGCGAUAUGGCCUGGGCACUGGCGGUCAUCCUCGUGCCUCGGCUCCUUGCGGCGGCGGCGGUGGCAGCAGCGGCGGCGGCGGUGGUGACGUCACGGGGUGACGUCACAGUCGUCUGCCAUGACCUGGAGAUGGUGGAGGUCACCUGGGGCUUGGGCCCCAACCACCAAGGUGCCAACUUGAGCCUGGAGUUCCGCUAUGGCACUGGCGCCCUGCGACCCUGUCCGCAAUAUUUCCUGUCCGGCGCUGGUGUCACUUCCGGGUGCAUCCUCCCCGCGGCCAGGGUGGGGCUGCUGGAGCUGGCGCUGCGCGACGGAGGUGGGGCCAUGGUGUUUAAGGCUAGGCAGCGCGCAUCCACCUGGCUGAAGCCCAGCCCGCCUAGGAACUUGACACUGCUCUGGACGCCAGAUGGGGACGUGGCUGUCUCCUGGCCCGCCCACUCCUACCUGGGCCUGGACUAUGAGGUGCAGCACCGGGAAAACAGCAAUGGCAACGAGGACGCCUGGCAGACGACCUCAGGGCCCUGCUGUGACCUAAUGGUGGGCGGGCUUGACCCCGCACGCUGCUAUGACUUCCGGGUCCGGGCGUCGCCCCGGGCCGCGCACUAUGGCCUGGAGGCACAGCCUAGCGAGUGGACAGCAGUGACAAAGCUUUCCGGGGCAGCAUCCACAGGUGACCCCUGCGCUGCCCACCUUCCCCCCCUAGCCUCCUGUACCGCAAGCCCCACCCCGGCCCCAGCCCCGGCCCCGGCCCCGGCCCCGGCCCUCCUGCCCCUGGGCUGCUGCCUAGCAGCGCUGCUGACACUGGCGCUGCUCCUGGCAGCCCUGAGGCUUCGCAGGGUGAAGGAUGCGCUGUUGCCCUGUGUCCCUGACCCCAGCGGCUCCUUCCCUGGACUCUUUGAGAAGCAUCACGGGAACUUCCAGGCCUGGAUCGCGGAUGCCCAGGCCACCGCCCCACCAGCAAGGACGGAGGAGGAAGAUGACCUCAUUCGCCCCAAGGCUAAGAGGGUGGAGCCUGAGGAUGGCACCUUCCUCUGCACUGUGCCAAGGCCACCCAGCUUCGAGUCAAGGGGGCAAGGAGGCGGGGCCAUGGUGUCGGUGGGUGGGGCCACGUUCAUGGUGGGCGACAGCGGCUACAUGACCCUGUGACCUUGAAGUCACUGCCAGUCUAUACUUCGCGCUGAGAUCACUUCCUGUCUUUGAAUAAUUCAAACUCACAAACCCUGUGCCUAUCUGUAUGCAAAUAUGGUCAUGAAUAUUCAAAUAAAACGCAAGUGCUAUGCUAAUGA